GUCUCAAUUCACAAGCGCCUUCAAACUUUCAGAACACGCACUUCUGCUAGCUAGCUAGUAGCCAUGGCUUCCGCAGUCUCGUCUCUCUUCUUCGCCACGGCGCUCGUGAUGAUGGCGCUCAUGAUCAUGCUCGAGGGCAGCACCACAUGCCACGCCGCGCGGCAUCUUGCCGACACGACGACCGCCCCGACCGCUGCUCCUACCGCCAUCCCGGCCAUUCCUGCCAUGCCGAAGCCGCCGGUCGUGCCCACCAUUCCCGCGGCCACCCUUCCACCGAUACCCGCCGUGCCGACGUCGACGGUGCCUGCGCUGGGCGUGCCACCGAUCCCCGCGUUACCCAAGAUCCCCGCGAUGCCCCCUAUGCCGGCUGUACCCGCAUUGCCAAAGGUGACGGUGACGCUGCCGCCGCCGAUGCCCGCCGUCGUCGUCCCUAAGGUUGGCGCCUUGCCGCCGAUGCCCGCCGUGCCUAAUUUGACACUGCCGCCGAUGCCCUCGAUCCCGGGCGUGCCCAUGCCGUUUGUGGCGCCGCCUCCUUCGGCAUAAUUCAAUUCACCAAUGUCUGAUAGAGUGUCCAUAUAUCUGAGUAUUCGAGUUGAUCUCACUCUCGAUCAAUCCAUGUGUACGAUCUUCGCUGGGCACGCAUGCUGCAGAUUUACUUAAUUGGUGUAUGUAUGUGAUUCUAUAUACUUCUAUAUAUUGUUGUAUCCAGUCUUUUUCAAAGUUAUAAUGUUGUGUCAAGCUUUAAUUUGUCAGUUCAUUUUCUUUCAUUUUUUUUGGUUGGAGGUCGUCAUUUGUUGUAAUCUGUAAGUGGAUACGUAUGUACAGAGUGCUCGACUACCCCUUGUGCAGUUUUUUCAUGUAUUUGAAUUUUUUUUGGUACUUUGUUA
Zea mays is the source of this 887-nucleotide messenger RNA. RefSeq lists its product as uncharacterized. The coding region runs from base 64 to 543 and encodes 159 amino acids. The record is from RefSeq and is marked validated. The transcript has a single exon. NCBI's taxonomy places the organism in Eukaryota, Viridiplantae, Streptophyta, Magnoliopsida, Poales, Poaceae.